AUGGAACAAGUCGUAAAAAUGCCAACAACAACGUCUAUGCAAGAUAAAGCUCGGCCGCUUGUAACGACUCACGCACGGACCAUUGCGGGAAACGUUGGACCUGAAACAGACGUGGAGACACGCAGUCAAACUCAACUAGAUGCCCAAGAUGCUGUCGAAAGUUCUGUGAAGUUCUAUUCUAGGAAAGAAGCCUUUGAAAGGGGAGGUGGGGUUGUGUGGGGCACGAGGAAGGCGGGAUGCCGUCACGUGCGAGUGGGCAUCAGAUAG
Messenger RNA from Arctia plantaginis, 267 nucleotides. NCBI's taxonomy places the organism in Eukaryota, Metazoa, Arthropoda, Insecta, Lepidoptera, Erebidae. The record is from the annotation of a GenBank genome assembly.